AUGUCAUUAACCAAUUUGAGUUUCCAACUUUGGAUUGAAGUUUUAAAGCGUGUUGCAGAAAUUUCAGAUACACGUGAAAAAGCUGAUCCACUUAAGAAAGCAAAUGUUUUCCUCACUAUUCUGAUUAUUGCUUUAUCAAACAAUAGACAAAAUAACAAUAACUUUCAUUUUCCUAUUAACUAG
Molecule: messenger RNA, 183 nt
Organism: Clunio marinus
Lineage: Eukaryota; Metazoa; Arthropoda; Insecta; Diptera; Chironomidae
Source: the annotation of a GenBank genome assembly